CUCCUGCGGAAGGAACGAGCGCAAUUAGUCGCAUGCGAUGACAAUUAGAGAUUGCGUUGCGCAAUUGUCGUUUUUGCUGUUUUUGCGCGCGCAGGAAAUGCGGAUGAGUAUGCGGAAAAGUGGAAAGUUGUGGAAGUAGAAUGCGUAUAUAUUGCGGCGAUAAUGCACGUCGCGUUUAGUUUCGAAAUCAACUUGCAAUGCAUUUUAUACUUAUUUUAGCGUUUUUUAUCCCUACGGUAUUUUCUGGUAAUCAUCAUCAUCAACAUCAUGAAUCAAUCGAUUUGGGGCAUCAUGUAGACGUGGAAAAGACAGUUACCAUUGUUAAAGGUGUACCACACCCGGUUCCGGUCAUUAAAAAUGUCCCCGUGCCUGUUUUCAAAAACAUCGGUGUCCCUGUUAAGGUCCCCGUACCUAAACCCUAUCCAGUUGUAAAAAAUGUCCCUGUUCCGAUCCGGGUCCCUGUCAAAGUGAAGGUACCCGUCCCUUUACCUGUCCCCAAAGUAAGAAAUGUCCAUGUCCCUGUUAAAGUCUUCGUUGAUAAACCUAUCCCUGUAAAGGUCCUCGUAAAAAAACCUAUCCGAAUAGAAAAAAAGGUCCCGGUCCCCGUUCCUGUAAAAGUCCCCGCUCCUUUCCCUGUUGUUAAACAUGUACAUGUCCCUGUGAAGGUCCCUGUAAAGGUACCUAAACCCUAUCCUGUGGUUAAACACGUCCCUGUUCCUGUGAAUGUCUACGUUGAUAAACCUGUCCCCAAAUUUGUAGAUAAACCUAUUCCUGUGAAAGUGGUCAAAAAUGUGGGUGUACCUUAUGAUAAAUAUGUACCGUAUCCAGUGAAGGUACCCGUCCCACGACCUGUUCCAGUAAAAGUAGAGAAACCUGUUCCUUAUCCUGUAAAAAUCCCUGAACCUAAACCUUAUCCGGUUUAUAAGGAGGUACAUGUACCUGUGGAGAAAGAGGUGCACUAUCCUGUAAAGGUACCUGUGGAAAGACCAGUGCCCUAUGAAGUGGUCAAACAUGUCCCUGUAGAGGUUGAGAAACACGUCCCUUAUCCAGUUGAAGAUCAUAAUAAUAAUGAAAAUGAAGACCAUGGAGAUGAAUAUCAUGAUACUGCUGUAGAGGUCCAACAACAGGAAGUGCAGGAAUACAACCUACAUGGUGGUGAUGAUUGGAAGUCAUAG
Dalotia coriaria is the source of this 1175-nucleotide messenger RNA. RefSeq lists its product as uncharacterized. The transcript has 2 exons. The coding region runs from base 198 to 1175 and encodes 325 amino acids. Lineage: Eukaryota; Metazoa; Arthropoda; Insecta; Coleoptera; Staphylinidae. The record is from RefSeq and is a predicted model, not a curated record.